UUAUAUUUGAAAGCAAUUUAAAUUACAUGAUUUAUUAAUUUCAAAUGUAUUAUUUAUUUUCUAUAACUUUGAUCAGGCCACUUAAUGCAAGCCUUUUAUCACCUCAAACUUAAAACACAAUCUCACUUCACAAAUACAAAUACUCCAUAACAUAUUAAAGCCAGGUAUCAUUUUCAUUUAAAUAUUAGACCUCUACCAAGUCCAUAGGCGGAAGAAAUAGAAACAUUUAGUUUAGAUGAUUCUUGGGAUAGUAAUAUAUCACCUACAAAUAAAAAAACAUUCAAAGUUGAUAAACCAAUAUUAGUCAUUGAAUAUUUGGAUUGCAAAUUAAGAGAUCAAUUUUGAGCUUUGUAUUAGUAUUUAAAAUAAC
Messenger RNA from Paramecium sonneborni, 370 nucleotides. NCBI's taxonomy places the organism in Eukaryota, Ciliophora, Oligohymenophorea, Peniculida, Parameciidae. The record is from the annotation of a GenBank genome assembly.